Necator americanus (New World hookworm) is the source of this 426-nucleotide messenger RNA. RefSeq lists its product as uncharacterized. The record is from RefSeq and is a predicted model, not a curated record. Lineage: Eukaryota; Metazoa; Nematoda; Chromadorea; Rhabditida; Ancylostomatidae. The transcript has a single exon. Bases 1 to 426 code for a protein of 141 amino acids.
AUGUUCACCUGUCUUGAACACUGUCAACGGAGUCGCCGUCGGGAGGGAACCCUGUCCAUCUGGAGGGAACAUUUAAAGACUUUGCUGAAUCGACAAGCGCCGUCAGUUCCUGAACUCGUACACGUCCAGGGACAGACAUACACCACGGUCAGCGAAGAGGCACAGACGGAGUCGGAGGUUCUAGUCUGCAUUGAAAAGAUGAAGAGUGGAAAAUCUGGUGGAGACGACGGAAUUAGCGCAGAAAUACUGAAAUCUCUUCCUUCUUCUGAGAUUCGCGAAAUGUCGAUCAUCCGUUCAAUAUGGAUUGAAGAAAUGGUACCUGACUCAUGGAGACACGCUCCCAAAAAUCUCCCCCCACAAGAAGCUAUCCGUCACAGUACCCAGGAAUUACCGAUUACCGAGGAAUCUCUUUGCUUCGUGUUAUGA